Messenger RNA from Glycine soja, 1240 nucleotides. RefSeq lists its product as uncharacterized. The transcript is spliced from 4 exons. The coding region runs from base 73 to 924 and encodes 283 amino acids. Lineage: Eukaryota; Viridiplantae; Streptophyta; Magnoliopsida; Fabales; Fabaceae. The record is from RefSeq and is a predicted model, not a curated record.
UGGAUUCAAUUAACACCGUGUUCGGGUGAAGACUUUAUGAAAUCGAGGUCGUAGUAUGGUGGUUUAGCGGGUAUGGAUUGGAAGCAGUACCGGCUCGUACCCAAGAACAAGAACAUGGAUUAUGGCUUCCUGCUUUUGCUCCUCUUCUUCCAUAUCUUCCUUCCUCACUCCUCUGGUAAACCCAGUGGAGUGUGUGUUUCUCAAGGAGGUCGUUUUCCUCCCUUCAAAUCAGAGGGUAGCACUCCCAAAAAGGGUCCUAAAGAUUUGACUCUUUGCCGGAUCUUUCGCAAAAAGACUUGCUGCGAUGUAACCCAUACACAUCCUGCACUUCUGUCUGUAAGGAAGCUUGCUUCUACUGGGGAAGCUAGCCAAGAGUGCUUGCACUUAUGGGAACUGUUGGAAUGUUCCAUAUGCGAUCCACGUGUUGGUACUCAGCCUGGACCUCCUCUUAUUUGUGCAUCUUUAUGCGAGAGAAUUUAUGAGGCAUGCUCAAAUGCAUACUUCUCUAUGGAUGUGAAAACACAGAUUCUAGCACCUUGUGGAGUAAAUGACUUUGUAUGUGGUAGGGCUGCUGAAUGGGUCUCCAAUGGUACAGAUCUUUGUCUUGCUGCAGGUUUUCGAGUGAAACCAUCCGAAUCCGAUAUUGUACAUAUUGCCUCAGAAGAAACUUCUUGCUAUGGUGAUAAAGCAAGUCUAGGUUCUGUUGCCGAUUCAUGGAAGGCUUCACAAUUUGAGUUGACUCGGAAAGGUGAGAGCUUGAGGAUGUUGGAUGAUUUCCAGCAAUGGGUGAGGGAAAUGCCAUUUGGUGAAAAAGUUUCUUGGGCUAUAGGAGGGAUGGUUCUAACAGCAGGCUUGGUGUUUAUAAGGCCUAUAAUUAUUGUUGGAAUGAUGCUUAUCUUCUAUUUAUAUAUGCUACUCAUGUAGCAAAAGGAAAAGCCAUAACCAACGCCAGAAACUAGCAGCUAUAAAGCGAACCGCAAGGAAGCUUGAAGGCAGGAUGAUGGAACAAUGGCCUUCUAAUGCUCAAGAAAAUAGGAGAAGAGUUUCUAGAUAAGUGUUACCUUGUAUGUGAUUUUCAGAACAUAAUUAGUUUUGCUAAUUUUUAGGUGAAUCUCGACUUGUACUCUUGCUUUCACGAUCUUCUUUUUGUCAUAAGGUUUUUUAAUGAUCUGUUUUUCCCCCCUUAAAAAAUGGUUUUUUUAAGACAAAAGUAUAAGUUGGUUAUAAAGGAGUUUCCGCA